UCAUAAUUCCUCGAAUAUUGCGGAGCCGAAACGAGCUGUAAUUGUUUGCAAAAUAUUCCAUCGAUACGGAUAAAUUCGACUGUUUCUGGAGUGGCAGCCGAUACUUGGGAGUUUCUAGUCCCUGUCGGUGCGGAAAGGUGCAAGGCCGGUCGGAAUACGCUAUGUAACAGACCGAAAGUGAAGUACCUAGGUUGAAACCGCACCAGUGUACGGCAUAUUAUUUUUUCAUCCUCGGUCUAAUCAGUUUCGGUUUAAUAUUCGUUCACCCUAUGAGUUAGUUGUGUGGCUUCAAGCGUGUGACGAUAAGCGUUUAAUGAUUAGAUCUUAGUUGCUUUUCAUACCGAUGCUCGAUCUCCGUUGGAUGCGCUGAUUGUAUUCAUUUGUAUUUGCGGACUUACGUUUCCACUAGCGGAAUAUUGUCCACAUCAAAUUUGGGUCACGAUAGUAACUUUGCCGUGCGUGUGCUUAUCAUCCAACCAACGCAUCAAACGUCACGCCAUAUAAUUGGAUUAAGUCGGUGACAGUAAGAACCAUUGGAAUAUCAAAACUCACCCACAUUCAAGGCAGCUUAUUUAACUUGGAACAAGUUAAACAUUGCGAAGGGUCAUCAUCCAAGUGUGCUAUACAGUUUAUAUUAUUCCCGGUCAUUGCGCGAUCAAUUUGUGAUCUAAUAACAAGCGAUUGAUUUCGCUUGCCGGAUCGAAUAGCGUUGGCGUAGAUUGUAGUUCGUCGUAGCAACAUUGCACCGGACGCAACAUUGUGACCAAACAUGAUGAACGAAGAAUCCUCCUCACCGUCGAGCAGUAAUGUGGUAGUACAGCUUUUCAAGCGGCUAGGCCAGCUUUAUCAACUUCAGCUGGAUAAAUGGACGCCACACACGAAGGUGCGGUGGGCGGCGGCGCUCGGUUUGGUCGGAUUGUUCCUUCUGCGGGUGUUCACCAAACAGGGCUGGUACAUCGUCACGUACGCGCUCGGCAUUUACCACCUGAAUCUUUUUAUCGCUUUCCUAACGCCGAAAAUCGAUCCAGCGCUCGAUUUGGACGAUGAUCAAGGGCCGGAGCUGCCAACAAAAUCGAACGAAGAGUUUCGACCAUUCAUCCGGCGGUUACCGGAGUUUAAGUUUUGGUACGCCAUCAGCAAAAGCACGGUGAUCGGGAUCAUCUGUACCUUCUUCGAGAUGUUCAAUGUGCCGGUCUUUUGGCCAAUCCUCUUGCUUUACUUCGCGGUGCUGUUCUGUAUUACGAUGAAGCGGCAAAUUAAACACAUGAUCAAGUAUCGAUAUCUCCCCUUCACUCACAGUAAGCCCCGCUACCAGCCGGUGGCGACGGAAAAGUGACAAUUAAAAGCACAAACUCUACCAGCAUCGUUGUCCUCGUCGUCCUCGUCCUCGCUGGCGUCCGUCGGUAGUGCACCGACCGCAGGACCCUCUGCGGCUGCCGUUGCUCCUUCGGUGAUUGCGCCCGUUCACCCGCCUGCGGUGGCCGGUCUACCAUCGUCGUCGGUCCCAUCGGCAUCGGUAAAAACCGUCUAGAAAAGGAAGAAAAAAAAAGUGGAAAGAAGGGAGUGUGAAGCAAAUCGUGCGCGGAUCGUCACAGAACUAUUACAUUCACCGGGAACCGGGGUGGUGGUGUGCAAAGAUCGACGCACCACCGUCCGUCAUGUCGUCAGGGCAAUCACUGUACAAGGCGCCCUUUCUUUAAAGAAAACCUCCAACACGUACCUCCACCAGCGGGAGGAUUCUGUUAUAUGCCUUCUUCAUCUAUAUUUUUCACUUUUAUACUAUUCAUACGUUACAAACACUAAACAUCUUUUAAAUUGCUCUUUAUUAUUUCAUUUUAGAGAACAUGGUUUCGUUCCCUUCUUGAAUCUGUGAAAAAGCGCGAUCCUCGUUUCGUUCCUUUUUAUUUCCGUUUUUUUUUUACUUUUCCGACCAAUGACGCAGUGAGGGGACAAACGCGAGAAAAUCAGCAACACCGAACUGGUAUUGAUUUGUGCUUACAUCGUAGCGAAAUGUUAAGUUUAAGUGUCGAUGCAAUCUUAUGUUUUCCCUUCUGGUGUAAAUGAAGAACUAGGCUUUCCUGUUUCCUUCCUAUUUGUUUGGAAAUUUGGUUGUUGUUUGUGUUAGCAGUAAACCCGCGUACGCGUGCCGUAACUCUUUUGCUAAGUAAAUUUUAACACCCAGCUCGUUCAAAAACCCUAAUGUGGCAUCUCUUUGGGAGAGCGGAAGUUUUUCCGACAAAUUACAAAAUGGAAACAUACUAGAAUCGUCGACACUAGGCAAUCGAACCAAAAAUGAUAACCUUUUGAUGAACAUUUAAAAAAUGGAAAGCAAAGCAAAUAAGAGACAUCGAACAGUUAACAUAGGAAAAUUAUAUUAUUUCUUACGGAUUAUGGUUAUUUUCAUGUAAUUAUUAUUUGCUAGGAUCACUAUUACUCUCCUAUCGUCGUCUUAGGUAUGUUCAAGUAUUUUUUGUGUUUAUUUUGGCAUUCAAUCCAAAAACCGAAAGAGCUUAUACUCCACAUCAGCUUUCCCACCAUCAAACUAUUCACAGUUUCCUAAUUCUCGAUGUUAGUUUCACAGAAUUAUUUCAUGUGCGGUGAGUGUGCUUUAGCCACUCAUCAUAAGAUUGGGCAUGUUUCUUUCUUAAUACUCUGACAAUAGAGCGAAAAAGUCUUUGCCGCAAGAUAAAACUACCUAUCGGGGGA
Messenger RNA from Anopheles coustani, 2706 nucleotides. Its product is annotated as protein RER1. Lineage: Eukaryota; Metazoa; Arthropoda; Insecta; Diptera; Culicidae. The transcript is spliced from 5 exons. Bases 770 to 1336 code for a protein of 188 amino acids. Gene Ontology annotation, cellular component: Golgi membrane. The record is from RefSeq and is a predicted model, not a curated record. Gene Ontology annotation, biological process: protein retention in ER lumen; retrograde vesicle-mediated transport, Golgi to endoplasmic reticulum.